Kwoniella mangroviensis CBS 8507 is the source of this 378-nucleotide messenger RNA. RefSeq lists its product as uncharacterized. The transcript is spliced from 4 exons. Lineage: Eukaryota; Fungi; Basidiomycota; Tremellomycetes; Tremellales; Cryptococcaceae. The coding region runs from base 1 to 378 and encodes 125 amino acids. The record is from RefSeq and is a predicted model, not a curated record.
AUGGCAUCGACUUGGGAUAUAAUCUCGUCGGUGUUGUUUCUAGGUAUAUUCCUAGGUGUAGUCUUCCUAGCUAUGAAAUUCUCCCAUCUCCUAAACACAUCAACCACCUCCGCUCAAUCAUCUCUCCAAUCCCAGGGAAUCACCUACCAACAAGGUAAGAUGAGUAUCAAGACUGAUCGAGCUGCUCCAACGCGGGACGAAUAUAUCUUAAAUACCCAGGCGGCAUUUGAGAGAGGUGGGAAAAUGAUGAAAGCUCAUAAAGAUGCGUUUUCAUUCAAGAAGGGUGGAGGAGGAGGGAAUGAGGAUGAUCAUGCUAGUGCUAGUGGGGUUGAUUCGAGUGAUAGGAAAGGUUUCAGAAGGACAAAGAAACUCGCUUAG